This is a messenger RNA of Boleophthalmus pectinirostris (great blue-spotted mudskipper), 2999 nucleotides long. RefSeq names its product carboxypeptidase X (M14 family), member 1a (gene cpxm1a). The coding region runs from base 1 to 2028 and encodes 675 amino acids. Gene Ontology annotation, biological process: proteolysis. Gene Ontology annotation, molecular function: metallocarboxypeptidase activity; zinc ion binding. Lineage: Eukaryota; Metazoa; Chordata; Actinopteri; Gobiiformes; Gobiidae. The record is from RefSeq and is a predicted model, not a curated record. The transcript has 13 exons.
AUGCUUCUGUGCUUUCCAACUGCAGCGGGUCACAAGAACAAGCCGGUAGACGAUUGUCCGCCUCUUGGCCUUGAGUCUUUGAGGGUCGAUGACAGUCAGAUGAGGGCGUCUUCAUCCUUACGAACUGGUCUGGGGGCACACAGGGGCCGGCUAAAUAUACAGUCUGGUAUUGAGGACGGAGACAGAUACGAUGGAGCUUGGUGUGCAAGAUACGAAGACAAGAAUCAGUGGCUGGAGGUGGACGCACAGCACCUCACAAAGUUCACUGGAGUCAUACUCCAAGGAAGAAACUCCAUCUGGAGCUGGGACUUUGUUGAAACCUACAAAGUGCAGUUGAGCAAUGACUCUGUGAAGUGGCAAACCUGCAUGAACGGCUCUCAAGAGGCGAUUUUCAUUGGAAAUCAGCACACAGAGAUCCCUGUUCUGGGCCUGCUCCCUGUCCCAACUGUGGCCCGUUACAUCCGGAUCAACCCUCAGACCUGGUACUCCAACGGGACCAUCUGCCUCAGAGCCGAGAUACUGGGCUGUCGAGUUAAGGAUCCUUCUAACAUCUACGCAGAAGAGGAUCAUGCCUCCAAAGACAAUCUGGACUUCAGACACCAUGACUACAAAAACAUGAGAACGCUCAUGAAGUCAGUACAUGAUGAUUGCCCAAACAUCACUAGAAUCUACACCAUUGGGAGAAGUUACCAGGGUCUCAAACUGUAUGUCAUGGAGUUUUCUGAUAACCCUGGAAAACAUGAACUAGGUGAGCCAGAGUUUCGUUACGUGGCCGGGAUGCACGGGAACGAGGUCCUGGGACGAGAGCUGGUCCUGAACCUGAUGCAGUAUCUGUGUCGAGAGUUCAAAAAGGGAAACCAACGAAUUGCAAGGCUCAUAACAGAGACAAGGAUUCACCUGCUACCAUCAAUGAACCCUGACGGAUAUGAGGAGGCCUAUAAGAAGGGCUCGGAGCUGGCUGGUUGGGCUGAUGGUCGCUAUAGUUAUGAAGGAAUCGACUUGAACCAUAACUUUCCAGAUCUGAACAACAUCAUGUGGAACGCUCAGGAACGGGCUCUGACGAGGGCCCGGGAAAAAUCUGAAGUUCCCAACCACUACAUCCCUAUGCCUGAAUACUACACCAAGGAGGACGCUAUGGUUGCCCCGGAAACCAGAGCUGUGAUAAACUGGAUGGAGGAGAUUCCGUUCGUGCUGAGUGCAAACCUUCAUGGGGGCGAGCUGGUGGUCACAUACCCGUUUGACUGCACCCGGGACUGGGCACCACAGGAGGACACACCCACCGCAGACAAUGCUUUCUUCAGGUGGUUAGCUUCGGUCUACGCCUCCACAAACCUAGUCAUGUCCAACCCCGACCGACGCGUGUGCCACUACGAGAACUUCCAACAGCACAACAACAUCAUCAACGGAGGAGCCUGGCACACCGUCCCUGGAAGUAUGAAUGACUUCAGUUACCUCCACACAAACUGUUUCGAGGUGACGGUGGAGCUGUCAUGUGAUAAGUAUCCUCAUGCAUCUGAGCUUCCGGUCGAAUGGGAGAACAACAAGGAGUCUCUGCUCGUCUACAUGGAACAGGUUCACAGAGGAAUCAAAGGAGUGAUCAGGGAUAAACAGACCAGAAAAGGAAUUGCGGACGCCAUUAUCAAAGUAGAUGACCAUGAACAUGACAUCAGAUCAGCUGAGGGUGGAGACUACUGGCGCCUGUUAAAUCCUGGUGAAUAUAAGAUCGUUGUUUUGGCGGUUGGUUACUUUCCCUCCGUGCGGCGCUGCACUGUCGGUAUGGAGCCCCGUCCCACUCUUUGCGACUUCACUUUAACCAAAACCCCCGCAGAGGUCCUAAAACAGAUCAGAGCCAAAGGAGGUAAGGUUCCCCAGGAUGUCCAGCUUCGAGUGAGAGCUCUGAGGCUAAAGAAGCUACGAGCAAGCACCAAAGUCCUCAACCAGAAGAGAGAGGGCCCCAGACUAAGAGAACAGGCCCGGAGAAAGAACAGGAAGGCACGGGCUGCUGGGGUCUGGAGGGCUUCAAAAUGAGACGAGUUGGACAUAUAAACUGCCCUUCACAAAUUCUGAUGCUCUGGAGAGAAGAGUUGGUCAUGCUUAGGGUUGUUUUAGAAAUCUACUAACUUUAAAGUGCAUAUGACAGGUUUUCCCAUUUUCUAACUCUUUUACUGUAUUUGGUGGAAUAGUAAAAUAACAUAGUUUUAUUAUGUCAAGUGGCGGUUUGUGAAGAAAAGUUUGAAAAAAGUUAAAAACUGCAGGAAGUAGCGAUGAGUUCUAGAAAGGAACCCUGUUCACUUUGGGCAGUUCAAACAUUCAUUAAAGAAAAUACAGGUCUUAUUUUUAGUUGUCAAAUAAAAUUGGACAACUUUAUAAUAUGGUUGCUUAGUAACAGUUAUGGAAUUGCUUCCAUUUAAACCGGGAAGUAAAAUUUCAAACUUAACCAAAAUGAUCAAAUUAGAGAAAACUUUAGUCAAAUUAGUUAUCUAACCUGUCAUAUUCACUUUAAGACCCUACUAACUUAUGCCAAGCUGUAGCUUGAACUCUGAAUGUUUGUUGCGAUAGACAGGCCCUCUUCCAGGCUGAUUCAUACCAGGUCCUAACUAAUAUUUCCUGUUUUUGUCAACUAAUUUUGAAUUAUAUUUUUGCAUCACCCACUGUGAGUAUGGGACCACUCCAAAUUAUAAUCCCCCAAGCAUACACUUUUAUUAUUAACAAAUAAAUGAAAAUUGAGUAACAAUAUGUUCACAAUGAGGAUUAUAAAAGGUAUCGACACACACAGAAGGGUAGACUCUGAUGCCAUGUUCCUUGUUUUACUGCUUCUGUGAAAAACAGUGACGAGUUGAGGAUUUAAAUGUCAGCAGGACUGAUGAUUGUACUUUGACAGUGUUUGACCUGGUCCACCAAGACUGCAAAAGUAAAAUAAAUAUUGUCAUAAUUUUCUGAAUGUACAGUGUACAUUUGUGUCACAGUGUUUAUUUGAUAAAUAAAUUCUUAACACCUAA